Molecule: messenger RNA, 435 nt
Organism: Ambispora gerdemannii
Lineage: Eukaryota; Fungi; Glomeromycota; Glomeromycetes; Archaeosporales; Ambisporaceae
Source: the annotation of a GenBank genome assembly
AUGGGAUUCAACGCGUGGAUAUACUCCCUAGAAAGACACGCCGAUUCAGCUGCGAGAAUCACAGCGUUCCCAUCUACCCAAUUACAUGAGGCACUCGAGUACUUGAAGAGACUUCAAUCUUGUGAGAAUUUAUUGUAUAAAGAAGUCGGGGAACAAAUUUCGAUCUUGGUCAGUAAUGCAAUAAAGGACAUUCAUCUUGCCAUUAAUCUGAAUGAAAAAGUAGAACGAACUUUUAAAAGCCUAGAAAAAGAAAUGGUAGAUAAUGACUGUGAUGACGAGAAUAAAAAAGACGAGAAGAUUUUUCGUGCACAAAACAAGUUUAAGAAACAAGCGCGUAGAUUGAAGAAGAGGUUUCAGCGUGAUGUCGAUAGAUUGGUCGAAUUGUGGCAUGCGAAUACUAAGGAAUUGGGUCAUGAGCAAGAGGAAGAAUCGUGA